GUAAAAUACGCAUCCCCUGGAUCGAUAAUCGCCAGAGUUCCGUUUCCCCUACCAACAGGGGGACGUGUUUAACCAGUGCACCAGUUUAAUGUUGUAACUUUCGUUUCCUGAAUCGGCCAAGUGUCAGACACGAGUGAAUAUUCAUUUUUAUUUUAACCUAAACCACAUACAUAUCAGCCAACAACUACAUUAAGAAAAUGCUCCGAACAUUGUACCGGACCGGCGGUAUUGUUUUAAAGGUAAGACGCAUGCUAUUUCAAUGCCAGUUAGUUAGCUAGCUUCCUAAGCCAGUUAGCUAGCUAACGUUAGCAUCUAGCCCAAUAUUGGACUAAAGCCUGGAGCCACUGUACAUGUUCUGAUUAAAGGGUUAAAUUGGCUCUGGAAUCCAAAACAGCCAAAUACUCAAUUUCAAUAUGAAUCGAUUCUCAAUUGCAGUACGGUUCUAUAAACAUCAAUCCAACUACUUUCAUAUCGCAUCAAAAUCAUUUCAGAAAUUCCCUUUCAGGAGGACAAUCCUCCUCAGUGGAUUUCAUAAAAAUAUUUUUUUGGAAACGUUUAAAAAUGUAUCCUUUUUUAGAUAAAACUAUACAAAAUAUAUUCACUUGUCACCAAAUAAUUGAUUAAAACACACUGUUUUGCAAUGAAGGUCUACAGUAGCCUCAACAGCCCUCUGUAGGGUAGCACCAUAAUAAUAAUAUAAUAUGCUAUUUAGCAGAUGCUUUUAUCCAAAGCGACUUACAGUCAUGUGUGCAUAAAUUUUUACGUAUGGGUGGUCCCGGGGAUCGAACCCACUACCCUGGCGUUACAAGCGCCAUGCUCUACCAAUUGAGCUACAGAGGACCACAUGGUGUAGCCAGAGGACAGCUAGCUUCUUUCCUCCGUUGGGUACAUUGACUUCAAAACCGAGGCUUCAUGGUUCUCACCUCCUUCCAUAGACUUACACAGUCAUUAUGACGACUUCCGGAGGACGUCCUCCAACCUAUCAGAGCUCUUGUAGCAUGAACUGACAUGUUGUCCACCCAAUCAAAGGAUCAGAGAAUGAAUCUAGUACUGAAAGCAUAAGCUACACCUAGCUAGCACUGCCAUGCAUAAAAUGUGGUGAGUAGUUGACUCGGAGAGAGAAAGACAACAGUUUUGAACAAAUACGUUUCUUCAAAAAUGAAGGAGGAGCAAGAGCGGAACGAGAGAGAGCUAUAUUUCAUAAUAUUAAAUUUAAAAAACGUUCACUCACUUAGCUAGCAUAAGCAGCUAGCUAGUUUAGCCUACUCAAACACCCUGCUCAAAGAGAGGGAUGCUAUGUUAGCGAGCUGGCUAUGACUAUCCUAGCUAGCUGGCUAUGACUAUCCAACACUGGAACACUUCCAAGUCAAGUUAAGCUUUUGGUUUUACUAAUUUAUUUCCACCAGGGCCCACCGGUGUAACUACUGAACUGCUUACUGACUGUACACUGUUCUGCAUGAUUGUAGUGGGUUCUAGUAGCUAUGACGUUACUUUAUCUAAUAUGAUGACAACGAUGUAGGACGUGAGUAUCGGUUAUGAUAUGAAGGUUUGGCUUGGCAAGGUUUUUCGCCUGGUCACAGACAGCUGAUGUGUUGUGCAUCGAAAUCCACAAGCGAAGCGAAAAGGUGAGAGGAGGAGAGUGCGUAGAUGUGAGGAAUACAACGAGCCGUUUGUUUCUGGCAAUGAAAGUUAACUGUUUGCGUGUGAUCAGGGGUGUAUAUAUUCCGCCGAUUCUGUUGAAAAACGUUUCUUAAACGGAAGGAAACAGGGAUACACAUACCUGAAUACCUAUCAAUGUUACAUUGAGCUGGGUAAAUGGAAUAUGAAUGACAGUCAUCCAAUAUGCUGUAAUAUAAAUAAGGCCAUGCUCAUAAAAAGAAAUAAUUGUCCUCCCUCAUCUUAAAAGGCACCGACCGCCACUGCUGUACACUGUUUUAACCAGUUUUAACACAAUUGCAGCCAACAGUAUUUUUCAGUGACAACACAUUUGUGGCGUCCGUCUUCAGUUUACACACCGGUGUUGGGAGACUCAGAUCGACAAGUAACACAGGUAGUCCACUCUGUUUUCUGUCGGUUUUCCAUAAAGAGGUGCUGUAAUAUGGCAGUGUGGGAACCCUAACCCUAUCAAGGUGUGUAUCAAUUUAAUCAUUUGUUUUUUGAUAAUUAUUUAUCGCUGAUAUGAAAGGCGCUGCAUGGACAAUCCAACGUCUGCAUUGGCCUGCAGCAUUUACAGUGAUACGGCGUCUGCAGAAGUCAGGACAUUCAUACUUCUUGCGUUUCACGGAGCAGUGCAGAGCUGUUAAGCAGAGCUGUUGAGCAGGAAGUGAGUUUGUUAAUUUUUUUAUUUCACCUUUAUUUAACCAGGUAAGCCAAUUGAGAACAAGUUCUCAUUUACAACUGCAACCUGGCCAAGAUAAAGCAAAGCAGUGCGAUAAAAACAACAACACAGAGUUACAUAUGGGGUAAACAAAGUCAAAAAUACAACAGAAAAUAUAUGUACAGUGUGUGCGAAUGUAGUAAGUUAUGGAGGUAAGGUAAUAAAUAGGCCAUAGUGCAAAAUAGUUACAAUUUCGUAUAAUACUGGAAUGAUAGAUGUGCAAAAGAUGAUGUACAAAUAGAGAUACUGGGGUGCAAAUUAGCAAAAUAAAUAACAAUAUGGGGAUGAGGUAGUUGGGUGGGCUAAUUUCAGAAAGGCUGUGUACAGGUGCAGUGAUCGGUAAGCUGCUCUGACAACUGAUGCUUAAAGUUAGUGAGGGAGAUAAGUCUCCAGCUUCAGAGAUUUUUGCAGUUCGUUCCAGUCAUUGGCAGCAGAGAACUGGAAGAAAUGGUGGCCAAAGGAGGUGUUGGCUUUGGGGAUGCCCAGUGAGAUAUACCUGCUGGAGCGCAGACUACGGGUGGGUGUUGCUAUGGUGACCAGUGAGCUAAGAUAAGACGGGGAUUUGCCUAGCAGUGAUUUAUAGAUGACCUGGAGCCAGUGGGUUUGGCGACGAAUAUGUAGUGAGGGCCAGCCAACAAGAGCGUACAGGUCACAAUGGUGGGUAGUAUAUGGGGCUUUGGUGACAAAACGGAUCGCACUGUGAUAGACUACAUCCAAUUUGCUGAGUAGGGUGUUGGAGGCUAUUUUGUAAAUGACAUCGCCGAAGUCAACGAUCAGUAGGAUAGUCAGUUUUACGAGGGCAUGUUUGGCAGCAUGAGUGAAGGAGACUUUGUUGAGAAAUAGGAAGCCGAUUCUAGAUUUAACUUUGGAUUGGAGAUGCUUAAUGUGAGUCUGGAAGGAGAGUUUGCAGUCUAACCAGACACCUAGGUAUUUGUAGUUGUCCACAUACUCUAGGUUAGACCCACCGAGAGUAGUGAUUCUAGUCGGGGGGCGGGUGCAAGCAGCAUGGUUGAAGAGCAUGCAUUUAGUUUUACUAGUGUUUAAGAGCAGUUGGAGGCUACGGAAGGAGUGUUGUAUGGCAUUGAAGCUCAUUUGGAGGUUUGUUAACACAGUGUCCAAUGAAGGGCCAGAUGUAUACAAAAUGAUGUCGUCCGCAUAGAGGUGGAUCCGAGCGUCACCAGCAGCAAGAGCGACAUCAUUGAUAUACACGGAGAAUAGAGUCGGCCCGAGAAUUGAACCCUGUGGCACGCCCAUAGAGACGGCCAGAGGUCCAGACAACAGGCCCUCCGAUUUGACACAUUGAACUCUGAGAAGUAGUUGGUGAACCAGGCGAGGCAAUCAUUAGAGAAACCAAGGCUAUUUAGUCUGCCAAUAAGAAUGCGGUGGUUGACAGAGUCGAAAGCCUUGGCCAGGUCGAUGAAGACGGCUGCGCAGUACUGUCUUUUAUCGAUCCCGUUUAUAAUAUCGUUUAGGACCUUGUGCGUGGCUGAGGUGCACCCAUGACCAGCUCGGAAACCGGAUUGCAUAGCGGAGAAGGUACGGUGGGAUUCGAAAUGGUCGGUGAUCUGUUUAACUUGGCUUUCAAAUACUUUCGAAAGGCAGGGCAGGAUGGAUAUAGGUCUAUAACAGUUAGGAUCUAGAGUGUCACCCCCUUUGAAGAGGGGGUGACACCUCCACCUACUGUCAACCAAUCAUGUCAAUGCGGAGCUACAGUUGAAGUCAGAAGUUUACAUACACCUUAGCCAAAUACAGUGGGGAAAAAAAGUAUUUAGUCAGCCACCAAUUGUGCAAGUUCUCCCACUUAAAAAGAUGAGAGAGGCCUGUAAUUUUCAUCAUAGGUACACGUAAACUAUGACAGACAAAUUGAGAUUUUUUUUCUCCAGAAAAUCACAUUGUAGGAUUUUUAAUGAAUUUAUUAGCAAAUUAUGGUGGAAAAUAAGUAUUUGGUCACCUACAAACAAGCAAGAUUUCUGGCUCUCACAGACCUGUAACUUCUUCUUUAAGAGGCUCCUCUGUCCUCCACUCGUUACCUGUAUUAAUGGCACCUGUUUGAACUUGUUAUCAGUAUAAAAGACACCUGUCCACAACCUCAAACAGUCACACUCCAAACUCCACUAUGGCCAAGACCAAAGAGCUGUCAAAGGACACCAGAAACAAAAUUGUAGACCUGCACCAGGCUGGGAAGACUGAAUCUGCAAUAGGUAAGCAGCUUGGUUUGAAGAAAUCAACUGUGGGAGCAAUUAUUAGGAAAUGGAAGACAUACAAGACCACUGAUAAUCUCCCUCGAUCUGGGGCUCCACGCAAGAUCUCACCCCGUGGGGUCAAAAGGAUCACAAGAACGGUGAGCAAAAAUCCCAGAACCACACGGGGGGACCUAGUGAAUGACCUGCAGAGAGCUGGGACCAAAGUAACAAAGCCUACCAUCAGUAACACACUACGCCGCCAGGGAUUCAAAUCCUGCAGUGCCAGACGUGUCCCCCUGCUUAAGCCAGUACAUGUCCAGGCCCGUCUGAAGUUUGCUAGAGUGAAUUUGGAUGAUCCAGAAGAGAUUGGGAGAAUUUCAUAUGGUCAGAUGAAACCAAAAUAGAACUUUUUGGUGAAAACUCAACUCGUCGUGUUUGGAGGACAAAGAAUGCUGAGUUGCAUCCAAAGAACACCAUACCUACUGCGAAGCAUGGGGGUGGAAACAUCAUGCUUUGGGGCUGUUUUUCUGCAAAGGGACCAGGACGACUGAUCCGUGUAAAGGAAAGAAUGAAUGGGGCCAUGUAUCGUGAGAUUUGGAGUGAAAACCUCCUUCCAUCAGCAAGGGCAUUGAAGAUGAAACGUGGCUGGGUCUUUCAGCAUGACAAUGAUCACAAACACACCGCCCGGGCAAUGAAGGAGUGGCUUCGUAAGAAGCAUUUCAAGGUCCUGGAGUGGCCUAGCCAGUCUCCAGAUCUCAACCCCAUAGAAAAUCUUUGGAGGGAGUUGAAAGUCCGUGUUGCCCAGAGACAGCCCCAAAACAUCACUGCUCUAGAGGAGAUCUGCAUGGAGGAAUGGGCCAAAAUACCAGCAACAGUGUGUGAAAACCUUGUGAAGACUUACAGAAAACGUUUGACCUGUGCCAUUGCCAACAAAGGGUAUAUAACAAAGUAUUGAAAAACUUUUGUGAUUGACCAAAUACUUAUUUUCCACCAUUAUUUGCAAAUAAAGUCAUAAAAAAUCCUACAAUGUGAUUUUCUGGAAUUUUUUUCCUCAUUUUGUCUGUCAUAGUUGACGUGUACCUAUGAUGAAAAUUACAGGCCUCUCAUCUUUUUAAGUGGGAGAACUUGCACAAUUGGUGGCUGACUAAACUCAGUUUUUCACAAUUCCUGACAUUUAAUCUUCGUAAAAAUUCCCUGUCUUAGGUCAGUUAGGAUCACCACUUUAUUUUAAGAAUGUUAAAUGUCAGAAUAAUAGUAGAGAGAAUUAUUUAUUUCAGCUUUUAUUUCUUUCAUCACAUUCCCAGUGGGUCAGAAGUUUACAUACACUCAAUUAGUAUUUGGUAGCAUUGCCUUUAAAUUGUUUAACUUGGGUCAAACGUGUCGGGUAGCCUUCCACAAGCUUUCCACAAUAAGUUGGGUGAAUUUUGGCCCAUUCCUCCUGACAGAGCUGGUGUAACUGAGUCAGGUUUGUAGGCCUCCUUGCUCGCACACGCUUUUUCAGUUCUGCCGACAAAUGUUCUAUAGGAUUGAGGUCAGGGCUUUGUGAUGGCCACUCCAAUAUCUUGACUUUGUUGUCCUUAAGCCAUUUUGCCACAACUUUGGAAGUAUGCUUGGGGUCAUUGUCCAUUUGGAAGAGCCAUUUGCGACCAAGCUUUAACUUCCUGACUGAUGUCUUGAGAUGUUGCUGCAAUAUAUCCACAUAAUUUUCCUUCCUCAUGAUGCCAUCUAUUUUGUGAAAUGCACCAGUCCCUCCUGCAGCAAAGCACCCCCACAGCAUGAUGCUGCCACCCCCGUGCUUCACGGUUGGGAUGGUGUUCUUCGGCUCGCAAGGCACCCCCUUUUUCCUCCAAACAUAACGAUGGUCAUUAUGGCCAAACAGUUCUAUUUUUGUUUCAUCCGACCAGAGGACAUUUCUCCAAAAAGUACGGUCUUUGUCCCCAUGUGCAGUUGCAAACCGUGGUCUGGCUUUUUUAUGGUAGUUUUGGAGCAGUGGCUUCUUCCUUGCUGAGCAACCUUUCAGGUUAUGUCGAUAUAGGACUCGUUUUACUAUGGAUAUAGAUACUUUUGUACCGGUUUCCUCCAGCAUCUUCACAAGGUCCUUUGCUGUUGUUCUGGGAUUGAUUUGCACUUUUCACACCAAAGUACGUUAAUCUCUAGGAGACAGAACACGUCUCCCUCCUGAGCGGUAUUACAUUUUACUUUUACGUCAUUUAGCAGACGCUCUUAUCCAGAGCGACUUACAAAUUGUUGCAUUCACCUUAUGAUAGCCAGUGGGACAUCCACUUUACAAAUUAAAACAAAAAAAUAUUAUACAUUUUUUAAUCUUAAUUUUUAGAGUAUAUUUUUAAUUUUCUUUUGUUUUGUAUAUAUAUAUUUGUUGUAUUUUUUAAUAAUUUUUCCCUAAUUUUUUUGUCUUUUUAUUUUUUGUAAAAUAUGUAUUAUUUUAUCCUCGUAUUUUUGUUUUAUUAUUAUUAUUAUUAUUAUUUUAUUUUUUGUGGGGGUGGGGUAGGGGGUGGUAGAAGGAUUACUUUUAUACUAUCCCAGGUAUUCCUUAAAGAGGUAGGGUUUCAAGUGUCUCCGGAAGUUGGUCAGUGACUCCGCUGUCCUGGCGUCGUGAGGGAGCUUGUUCCACCAUUGGGGUGCCAGAGCAGCGAACAGUUUUGACUGGGCUGAGCGGGAACUGUGCUUCCGCAGAGGUAGGGGGACCAGCAGGCCAGAGGUGGAAGAACGCAAUGCCCUCGUUUGGGUGUAGGGACUGAUGACGGCUGCGUGGUCCCAUGGUGUUUAUACUUGCGUACUAUUGUUUGUUCAGAUGAACGUGGUACCUUCAGGCAUUCGGAAAUUGCUCCCAAGGAUGAACCAGACUUGUGGAGGUCAAAUUUUUUUCCCCUGAAGUCUUGGCUGAUUUUUUUUGACUUUCCCAUGAUGUCAAGCAAAGAGGCACUGAGUUUGAAGGUAGGCCUUGAAAUACAUCCACAGGUACACCUCCAAUUGACUCAAAUGAUGUCAAUUAGCCUAUCAGAAGCUUCUAAAGCCAUGACAUCAUUUUCUGGAAUUUUCCAAGCUGUUUAAAGGCAUAGUAAACUUAGUGUAUGUAAACUUCUGACCCACUGGAAUUGUGAUACAGUGAAUUAUAAGUUCAAUAAUCUGUCUGUAAACAGUUGUUGGAAAAAUUACUUGCCAUGCACAAAGUAGAUGUCCUAACCGACUUGCCAAAACUAUAGUUUGUUAACAAGAAAUUUGCGGAGUGGUUGAAAAACCAGAUUUAAUGACUCCAACCUAAGUGUAUGUAAACUUCCGACUUCAACUGUAUAUGGAGCCCUCCACAUUGUUACAACAUUUGGGAGGCGCUUCGCAUUGCGGUAAGGAGCUCAAUUUGGCCUCUGCAUGACUCUGGAGGCUCCGUAAUUGCGUCACACCCUCCAUAUGGAGCCUCCUACCACAUCUUCGGAUUAAGCAUAAAUGGGCUUUUAGUGGAAAAGGGAUCAAAGCAGAUAGUUAACCAAUAGCUACCCAGACUAACUAUUUAACAAUCUUAUGAAAAAAUGUCAAAUACUUAUGGCUUUGGGGGUAGAAGCUGUUUAGGGUCCGGUUGGUUCCACACUUGGUGCAUCGGUACGACUUUCUGUUCGGUAGCAUAGAGAACAGUCAAUGACUGGAGUGUUUGACAAUUUUAGGUCCUUCCUCUGUCACCGCCUGGUAUAGAGGUCCUGGAUGGCAGGGAGCUCGGCCCCAGGGAUGUACUGGGCCGUAUGCACUACCCUCUGUAGCGCCUUGCGGUGGCUGUCAAGCAGUUGCCAUACCAUGCGGUGAUGCAGCCAGUCAAAAUGCUCUCAGUGGUGCAGCUAUAGAAUUUGUUGAGCAUCUGAGGGCCCAUGCCAUUGUCGUGGCCUCUUCACAACUGUGUUAGUGUGUGUGAACCAUGAUAAUUCCUUAGUUAUGUGGACACUGAGGAACUUGAAGCUCUCGACCUGCUGCACUACAGCCCAGUCGAUGUGGAUGGGGGCGUGCUCAUCCCUCUGUUUCCUGUAGUCCACGAUCAGCUCCUUUGUCUUGCUGAGGGAGAGGUUGUUGUCUUGGCACCACACUGCCAGGUCUCUGAUCUCCUCCUUGUAGGCUGUCUCAUCGUUGUCGGCGAUCAGGCCUCCCACUGUCGUAAUGGAACUGAGUCAUGAUCAAGGGCUAGCUAGCAUCAUGUAAUGUGUUCACUGAUGUCCACAGAGGUGUUAGCUAGCUAUGUUCUUGGCCAGUUGAUAAUUCCCUUAAGAUUACAAUGGUGCUCUUUUUUGUUAUUCUAUUACCAGUGACCUGGGCCACGUUCAGUUGGAAAACAUUCUCUAACGUUGCAAAUAGAAGUUCCAUUAAUAGAGCUGACGUUAUUCCUUAUUCAACAUGUCAGAGAGGCAUGUUUGUUCUACAUAGCAUAUUUGUAUCUGAACGUUCCAAAACGUUGCGUCCUGCUGAACGUGUCCCGGGUAUUCAACUCGUAUCCAUCAUGUUUAGCUAGCAUUGAAACCGGAAAGAGUACCAGUAGAUAGUAGCUAGCUAGCUAGCUAGCUAGCUAGCUAGCUAGCUAGCUAUGGUAGAAACUACUGGUGAAUAACAAGCAAGCAAUCAAUAGCUAUUUAGAUAUCUAAUUUCUAUCAUAGUUAGGGUCAUAGCUAAUCACUGAAGUUUCAUGCUCUCGUUAUGUUGCGUUUCAAGUUCCAACUCUCAUGGAGUAACCUUCAGAUCAUGAUGCAACAAUGUGUCAUGUACACUCUGAUGGUGUUUGUUAUUGUUUCCCUCUAGCAUUCCCAGAGGACAGUGCCCACAGUGCCAGCGUUGUGGGCGACACAAGCCCAGCAGCGAUGGGCGUCCAGUCUGCCCAUGAACACUGUGGUUCUGUUUGUACCACAACAAGAAUCCUGGGUUGUGGAAAGGAUGGGCCGCUUCCAUCACAUCUUGGAGCCGGUAACUUAACUGCAAUUAGACAGUGAUCUGCACCCUUAAUUAUAUUGUCACAGUAUAUCACAGUAUAAAUACUGAAUAUAUAGUAAAUGGAUAAUUUUUGUGUCUUUCCUUCUUCUGGAUAUUCACAGGGCUUGAAUUUCCUUAUCCCAAUCCUGGACAAAAUUCGUUAUGUUCAAAGUCUUAAAGAGAUUGUUAUUGAUGUCCCAGAGCAGUCUGCGGUCUCUUUAGGUGAGUGACAUCACUGUGUUUGUCACUGUCAUUUUCAAUGCAAGUCGGUCCUCAUCAUUUUCACUGUCAGACAGUCAGUCCUCGGCUCUGGAUUAACUGUUGUCUGAUUACAUCCACAGAUAAUGUGACGCUACAGAUAGAUGGAGUACUCUAUCUUAGGAUAUUGGAUCCUUUUAAGGUAGGUUGGUGAAAACCAUGAUUUCUUGAUGUUAUUGUUCAUUGAAAGUUUUUGCUUUGUUUUUAGAUGUUGAUAACAAGAUGUACUUCCUUCCAGGCUAGCUAUGGAGUUGAGAACCCAGAGUAUGCUGUCACCCAACUUGCUCAGACCACCAUGCGCUCAGAACUAGGAAAACUGACCCUGGACAAAGUAUUCAGGGUGAGACUCAAAAUUGUGUUUCAAUGUGAACUUUUAUUUAUUUACCUCAUUUCCUUAUUGUUUUAUAUAUUUCUUUCUCCAGGAAAGAGAGACCCUAAAUACCAACAUAGUCCACUCCAUAAACCAGGCAUCAGAUGAUUGGGGAAUCCGUUGCCUUCGUUAUGAAAUCAAGGAUAUACAUGUUCCACCUCGUGUCAAAGAGUCCAUGCAGAUGCAGGUGAGAGGGGCUGGCCCUGCUGCCAACAAACUGGGAGACAGAUCUUGAACCUGAAACUAUCGCUGAACAAGAUCUAUAGAUGAGUGAUAAAUUGCACAUGAUUAGGACUUAGCCUAUGAGUUUUGUAUGUGUACAGUUGUACUAUCUUAAUUUGAACACACUGUUGUCGCAGAACAUUUUCCUGAAAUGCAAUCUUGUAGUGUAUUUUGAAGUCCUACUCCAGUCUCCUUUUCAGCUCAGUUAUCACCUGAUAAAUGUAUCACAUCUCAAUAGGUGGUCCAGGUAAAUCAUGACAUAGACAACUGCAAACUUCAAGAAGUAGGGCAUUCAAGGAGUUGGUCAGAUGGGGAUUCAUGAUGUUAUCGGCCUCCCCCCUUGCUUGAGGAACAAUAGAGGAGCAAUAUAGAACACUAUUUUUUUUACCCUUUAGUGUGUGUACUUUACUGGAUUUAUGCUUGGGAUAUCGCUUUUCAACAGCAAAAGUAAAACAAAUUCGCUGAAGGACGUCUUUAAAAAGUAUUUUAACGUUUAAUUUUUAACUUUUAAAUUUCAGACUUGAUUUGUCCUAACGAAAAAAUAUCAACCCCUACAAAAAUGUCCAUUAAUUAAAGUCCACAUAAUAAUUCAAAUGUCCUGUUGCUGCAGGAUUAUUUUCCUGCCGUGAGAAACUGGUCAAAUUAAAAUAGAACAUCUGUACACUCUUUCUGACUGCCUUUCAUUGUGUAGGUGGAGGCAGAGCGUAAGAAGAGAGCCACUGUGCUGGAGUCGGAAGGGCACAAGGAAGCAGCCAUCAAUGUUGCUGAGGGUCGCAAGCAAGCUCAGAUCCUGGCCUCGGAAGGACAGAAAGCAGAACAGAUCAACAGUGCAGCUGGUAGGCUGAUACACAUAUCUAUAUGACUUAAGGUCUUUGUUAACUACUGAUGAUGGUGUGGAAGUUGGACCAUUGUUUCUGUUGUAAAGACGGACAACUAAACCCUGUCUGAGCCAGAACGGCUCCUGUUUGCUUUAUCUAACUUAGUUGAAUGCACUGACUGUAAGUUGCUCCGGGUAAAUUACCACAAUGUAAAAUGUUUAUAUAACGUGAGGAAGCUUGAUGUACAAGUACACCCCCUGGACAGGACACUAGUCUCUGUCACCAUUUCUGAUGAAGGACUCUUAUCUUUAUCUUCACCUAGGUGAGGCCAAUGCUGUCUUAGCCAAAGCAGAGGCCAAGGCUAAGGCUAUCCGGCUGUUGUCAGAGGCUCUAGCUGAGCAGGUAAAGUAGCUGUGAUGGCUUCAUCAUGUGCAUGUAAGUGUGGACAUGUUGAUGUAUUGUGUCUAGAUGGCACAUGACACAACUGUCAUUGUGUUUUGGACAGAAUGGAAACGCGGCAGCUUCACUCAGUGUGGCUGAGCAGUACAUCUCAGCUUUCUCUAAGCUGGCCAAAGAGUCCAACACCAUCCUGCUGUCCUCCAACUCUGGUGACAUCAGUGGCAUGGUCACACAGGUCUGUCUCUGUUUCUUUAGCUAUUUAAUUACGUGUGAUUGCUCAGGCCAUCUUCCCUGUCCCUCCCUUUCAACACACUCCUGUCUCUCUCUUCUUAUUUCAGAACAGUAACAGUAUCUAUCUUUCCCUUCUCUUUAGGCUAUGGCUAUUUAUGGCAGCCUGGCCAAGCAGAGCUCAAAAAAUAUAGAACGUGUGAUCCCAGUGACCCCAGAGUGGGCGAUGGAGAAGAGUGAGGAGCCUGCGCCACCAGCCCAGUAGUGAAGGAUUUCAAGACCACUCAGAGUGGAGUCAAACACAGAACCAGAAGCAGUGCCAGACAACCACGAGGCUCCAUGGCAUUAUUGCCUGUUCAGCACCUCUACUGUCUGGCCCAAAGGACACGCUAUCUGCUGCAGGACAUAGAAACAGAAGGACAGGAUAAGAACGUAAAGACUUUGGGAAUGCUUAAAAGCCUGGAAACAUCAACCCAUUUGGGAGGGUACAUGUCACUUACACAUUGUUUUAUUUUGAUUGAUUGUUAUUGCACACAGUACAUACAUGCAUACAUACACAUGUUCCAAUUGUAAAUCCACGAGCUGUCGUAUUGAUACUCUUCUCUUGCAUCAAAAUAUCAAAAGACUGCGAUGGUUGGUAAACUACUAGCCUGGUUUAGAGCGUUCUGAAUUACCUCCUUCAUGCUCCUGAGUAAUAGGAUAGGAUAUGAUCUCUUUAAGUGAUGUACUGUUGCAAUGAUAAUCUCCUGUCUUUUACAUGUCCAACUAUUUGUCCUUCAUAUGUUUUCAUUUCAUAGUGUCAUGAAUGUUUUAGUUCAUGUGAGAGCUUGUGCCCUGACAUUAAGAGCCUCCCAGCUUCAGAGCAAGCAGAAAAGGGAACAAGAUCAGAUAUGAAUAGAUGUUAGAAUGCAGUCUCCCCUGUAAUACUUUCAAUUUGUGUAGAUUCUAUUUAUCUACAUUAUUUUAGUCCCUGGACAUUUUUUGGGGUUGGGGUAGGUGGGUUGAAACUGUCUGAACUAAGUAAAGUUGUCACCAAAAGUACUUGUAAGAAAAUUACCUCAGAUCAAAAUACAUUAUGGAAAUGCAACGUUUUAUUUCACAUCAAUACCAGAUCGGAAAUGUCCUCUGUUUCAGGAAGGUUUGACACAACAUAGGAAAUGUAUCUAUACAAUGACAAUACACUAUCCUGACCAAUAGACCAAUAAUGGCCUUCCAUGUUCAUGAGGAUGCUGUCACUAUUAAAUGAUUUUUGACUGGCUUUAGGGAAGAUUGUAACACACCUCAUCACAAUACAUCUUGGGAAAUGAUUGGUUUGAAUGAUUUGUAAGUGUACACAGCAGGGAUUUCAUAUUUUUAGUUUUUCCAUAUUUGUCAUUACAGUAAAUAUACAUACAAAAGUCAUACACUCUGAAAAUUAAAAUGAUCUCAGUAAAAUUUCUCCAAA
Molecule: messenger RNA, 13258 nt
Organism: Coregonus sp. 'balchen'
Lineage: Eukaryota; Metazoa; Chordata; Actinopteri; Salmoniformes; Salmonidae
Source: the annotation of a GenBank genome assembly